AUGAAAAUAUUAAAAUAUAAAGACAUUUUUAAAUUAAGCAUUUCCGUUCUUUCUGCAAUUUUUUGUGUUCUUAGUAUACCAUUCAUCUAUAAUUACCUACAACAUAUCCAAUCAGUAAUCGAAAGUGAAUCGGAUUAUUGCAAGUACCGGUCUAACAGUCUUUGGAAAGAAUUAAGCAGAACAUUGCAGCAAAAGCCCUUAAUUAAAGAUUCACAUCAAAGUAAAAGGAAAACACGGCAAGGGUAUUUUCCCGUCGAAGCAGCAACUUUUGGACCCUUGCCUCCAAAUUCUUCAGAGGCAUUAUAUGGGGCUCAAUUAAUUGGACAGAAAUGUGAACCUGGAGAUGCUGGACUGGACGGAAAGGAUGGCGCAGAUGGUCUCCCCGGAACAGAUGGGCAACCAGGUCAAGAAGCUGUUGGUGGUGCUAAACAUAGAGACUUCUGCAUGGAAUGCCCACCUGGUCAAAUUGGCCCUAGAGGUCAACCUGGUGAAAAGGGCGAACCUGGAGAACCUGGCCAGCCGGGAAUUGAUGCUGAUGGAGGAAUUCGAGGUCCAGCAGGCUUACCUGGUCCACCAGGGCCUCCGGGAGCUCCAGGCAUUCCAGGACGAAAAGGAGUGCCAGGAAAGCCAGGCUUACAGAUAGAGCAACAAGGAACUACUGGACCAGCAGGGCCAGUUGGAGCUAAGGGUCCAGCUGGAGAAAAGGGAGCACCUGGAGUGCCAGGACAUCCAGGGCAGCCUGGAUCUAAAAAGCUUCCAGGUACAUCAAAUAUUUUUAAAGAAUAUUUUAGAAAGAUUAGAAACAUUUUCUUUCUUUCCUUAGGUGAUAGAGGACCGGUAGGCCCUCCAGGAAAAGUUGGAGAACGUGAGUUUUAUUUAACUAUCUACAAUUUUUAAUAAUUAAUUUUAAUUUUUCUAUAAAUUUAAGCAGGCAAAAAAGGGCAACAGGGUGAACACGGAUUGCCGGGAGGUUGCACUCAUUGCCCUAUUCCAAGAACUGCGCCUGGAUAUUAAAUUUAAUGAAGGAAGUUUUGACAAGUUUUUAUCAACGAAAUACGAAUAUAUUUAUUUUUAUUAAGCUGUUUGAUGUUUUUGUAAUUUUUGUGGAUAUUUUUACAUUCCGA
This is a messenger RNA of Meloidogyne enterolobii, 1124 nucleotides long. Lineage: Eukaryota; Metazoa; Nematoda; Chromadorea; Rhabditida; Meloidogynidae. The record is from the annotation of a GenBank genome assembly.